AUGGGGAAGAAAGGGAAGAAGAAGUGUGAAACUCCGUCCAAGGACAAGUUUGAGGCUCUUCCUUUUGAAGGCAAAACCCCACAAACAGUGGUUCUGCUGCUGAGUUCACCAGAGGAGGAUAUCCUUAUUAAAGCCAGUGAAACAAUCUAUGUAUUUGCAGAGAAAGGAGAUGAGAACAAAGUUUCUCUGCUGGGAUUUGGUGCAUUGGAGCCUCUCUGUCGGCUCAUCGCUCACAACAACGUGCUGAUCAGACGCAACGCCAUCAUGGCCCUGGGCACCAUGGCCGUCAAUGGUGAUGUUACGGUUGCUCUUAAAAAAACGGACGUUAUUCCAUCGAUUAUCGAAAGACUAUCACCUGAAGAGGAUAGAGUUGUCCAAGAGUUUGCAACCCUGUGCCUGGCCUCUCUGUCGCCGGAUUUUGUAUGUAAGGCCCAGAUCUUUGACAACAAAGGCUUACCACCUUUAAUUCAGCUUCUGUCCAGUCCAGACCCAGAUGUUCAGAAGAACUCGGUAGAGAUUAUCUUCAACCUAGUUCAGGACUACCAGUGUCGUGUGGCGGUUCAUGAGUUGGGCGGGAUCGCUCCACUUCUGGAGCUGUUGAAGUCGGACUUCCCUAUCAUUCAGCGUCUGGCUUUAGAGACGCUGAUGAAUGUCACAACUGAUAAAGAUACAUGCAACACCUUCAGUGAAGAGCAGGGAUUCGAGAAGACCAUGGAAAUCCUGAAUAACAAGGACCUCAAUGACCUUCAUGCUGAGGCCCUACAUGUAUUAGCUAACUAUUUGAGCGACAGUGAGAGGGUGCACCUUAUCCACCAGGGCGGAGGCCUGGCCACGCUGAUGGACUUUUUUCUCACCCCCAACUCGUCUGAAAUCCAGUCCAUUGCUGUUAAAUGCAUAACCAGGCUUGCGCAGAGCUCUGAAAAUCAAAAGAUGCUCCAUGAGCAGAAUGUGGAGAAGGUUCUGGUCGACUAUCUGUCUGCGGCAGACGCCAGCGUGAAAACGGCUACCUGCAAGGCUGUGGCUGCCAUGAACCUCCACUUAGCCAGUAAAGAGCGCUUCCGAGAGCUGGGUGGGAUCCCUGCGUUGGUAAAGGCGCUGAAAGUCGAAUGUGUGGAGCUGAUAGAGGCAGCAUCCCAUGUCCUUGCUGACCUCACACAUAACAACCACCUCAGCAACAUGGCGGUGUACAAGGCAGGAGGCCAUGCGAUCCUUGUCCAGCAGCUCCAAAGAAGUUGUCCGAAGACGGUAGCCAAUGCUGCUGCCACGCUUUGCAACAUGGCACAACAGGAAGCCAUUCGCAACAGCAUUCUGUCACAUGGAGUCAUACAGGCUCUGGUGGAGCCCUUAAAGUCCACAGAUACACAGGUGUUGGUCAACACCACACUGUGUCUGGCAGCACUGGCCUGUGAUGAAGAAGACAGGGCAGAGCUACUGAGUGCAGGAGGCCUUCAGCCACUGGUCAAUCUGCUGCGAUCUUAUCACAAGGAGGUGCUACAGAGUGCGUGCUUGGCAGUAAUUGUUUGUGCCAGUGAUGAGCCCACCAGUGUGGAGAUGUGCAAAUUUGGGGCUGUAGAACUGCUUCAGGAAAUCAACCAGUCAGUGAAACGCCGGAGCAGUUUCAGCGAGUCAGCCAUGAUCAGCCUGCUCAAGUACAACUUGUCUGUGAAAUACAGCCUGACAGAUCAUCUAACCUCCACUGAUGUGGUUAGCGAUGGCUUCUAUGAUGCCGGCAAGGCUCAUGCAGGACAGAGGAUUCUGACAUUAGAGGAAUUUUCUAAGCAGCCAGUCAACCAGCAACGACCCAUCAUUGCUGUCAACACAGCUAUAGAGCAGAGGCAAGAAAGUGACCACCAACAGGAAGACGUGACUCAAUCUGUGUCUCCUGCAGAGAAACCGUGGAAGAUGGUGGAGGACGUCUCUUUGCAGGUUCUAGUUAAAGAAACCAAAGACUACAUCCUCUCGCUGGAUGACGAACGAGAGCAGUGCGCUGCCUUGGCCAGGAUGGUGAGCGAAGCCAUGGGGGGAGCAGUGGAGAUGGAGAAGAUGCACGCUUUCCCGUGGGUGCUGCAUCUCAGCGAGCUCAAGAUCCAGCUUCAGUCUAACGUUAUUCCCAUCGGGCUGAUCACCAGAGGAAUCUACCGUCACCGGGCUCUUCUCUUCAAGUGUCUGGCUGAUUGCAUCGGGAUGAGCUGCACAAUGGUUAGGGGCGAGUAUGACCGGGCUUGGAAUGAGGUCCUCCUCUUUGGUGUGGAUCCCUCCAGCGGCCGCCGCUCUUUAGGGCCCAGCCGCUUCAUAGUGGACCUCAUGCACAGGCCUGAAAGACUAUUGGCUGUGAAUACCCCUGCUGCUGUGCAGUACCAGUAUAUAUAGAACAGAAAUACUAAAUCAGAACACUAUGUAAUA
Limanda limanda (common dab) is the source of this 2403-nucleotide messenger RNA. It is a transcript of the gene armc3, whose product is annotated as armadillo repeat containing 3. NCBI's taxonomy places the organism in Eukaryota, Metazoa, Chordata, Actinopteri, Pleuronectiformes, Pleuronectidae. Gene Ontology annotation, molecular function: protein binding. Bases 1 to 2370 code for a protein of 789 amino acids. The record is from RefSeq and is a predicted model, not a curated record. The transcript is spliced from 16 exons.